Molecule: messenger RNA, 312 nt
Organism: Rotaria socialis
Lineage: Eukaryota; Metazoa; Rotifera; Eurotatoria; Philodinida; Philodinidae
Source: the annotation of a GenBank genome assembly
AUGAAAUCUUCGUUAUUGUCUAAUGAAAAAUCGCAAUUAACUCCAUGUUCAUUCUCUUUGUUAAUUGUCGAUAGGUAUGAACCUGUAUGGAAUGAACGAUUUGUAUUCAAUAUACAUCCCGAGGAAGAUACAAUUCAUUUUGAUGUUUAUGACGCUGACGUUGGUGACAAAGAUUUAAUCGGAACUGGUAAAGUGAAACUUACGAAUGUGUUUGAUGAUGGAAAAUUCGACGACUGGGUGAAAUUACCAGCUCAUUUGGGCUUGCCAGUUCAUGAAGAAAUUCAUGUAACAAUGAAUUUUAUACCUGCCUAA